Molecule: messenger RNA, 677 nt
Organism: Tinamus guttatus (white-throated tinamou)
Lineage: Eukaryota; Metazoa; Chordata; Aves; Tinamiformes; Tinamidae
Source: RefSeq, a predicted model, not a curated record
AUGCAUCUCACUCAGGUGGCUCUUGCAAGCAAGUCGGUGCCUCCCUUGCUUGACCCAGAUGUGGCAAGAGCAAUUGAAUUACUGGAGAAACUGCAAGAAUCGGGAGAAGUACCAGUGCACAAGCUACAGUCCCUAAAGAAAGUGCUGCAGAGUGAGUUUUGUACAGCUAUCAGAGAGGUGUAUCAAUACAUGCAUGAAACCAUAACUGUAAAUGGCUGCCCCGAGUUCCGAGCCAGGGCCACUGCAAAGGCCACAGUUGCUGCUUUUGCUGCGAGCGAAGGCCACUCACACCCACGAGUGGUCGAGCUACCAAAGACUGAUGAAGGCCUCGGCUUUAACGUGAUGGGAGGAAAAGAGCAAAAUUCUCCUAUUUACAUUUCUCGCAUCAUUCCUGGAGGAGUUGCAGAACGGCAUGGAGGUCUCAAACGGGGGGACCAGCUACUUUCUGUUAAUGGAGUGAGCGUGGAAGGAGAACACCAUGAGAAAGCCGUGGAGCUCCUGAAGGCAGCUAAGGAUAGUGUAAAGCUGGUGGUUCGCUACACUCCCAAAGUGCUGGAGGAGAUGGAGGCUCGUUUCGAAAAACUGAGAACUGCACGACGCCGGCAACAGCAGCAACUGCUGAUUCAGCAACAGCAGCAAAGCGCACAGCAAAAUCAUAUGUCGUAGGUUAUUCUCAA